Messenger RNA from Periophthalmus magnuspinnatus, 3928 nucleotides. RefSeq names its product cordon-bleu WH2 repeat protein-like 1b (gene cobll1b). Bases 390 to 3425 code for a protein of 1011 amino acids. The transcript is spliced from 13 exons. The record is from RefSeq and is a predicted model, not a curated record. Gene Ontology annotation, molecular function: actin monomer binding. NCBI's taxonomy places the organism in Eukaryota, Metazoa, Chordata, Actinopteri, Gobiiformes, Gobiidae.
UUUUAUUACACACAAAUCCCUUUCAUAACAAUGUAGCUCCAUAAUUUCUUACAGAGCAUUCAUACUUAUGUCGCUUUUCAGUCACUUUUGCCAUUACGCACACUUGGAAACUGUGCGCCUGUGCCAAACUCCUCACCAUUGUGCGAGUAAAUAGGAGAGACGCCCCACUUCUUCCAACGCGCCGUGGUCCUGGCUUUGGAGAUGCAGUCAAAAGUUGGCAGAGUUGUCCACGGUGUCAAGAGGGGAGCGAUUCAGCCAGAUAUGUAGCGACAAAACCGGAGGAACAAGAGCGAACAUGCCACACUGGAACGGUUUGGGAUAGGAAACGCGCAUUGUUAGUCCGCGGUUUAACUUUAACACAAAUGUAGCACUGGACUUUUUGAAAUCUGAUGGAAGUUGAAGUUGACGACAGCUUUGGAAACGUGCACGCAUGUCCAAGGGAUUUUGUCAAGCAGAUGAGUUUUGUCAUGGACGAGCAUGGAUCCCAGACGCAUCCCAGGCAGUCUGCUACGAGGGUGUCCACUAAAAGCAAGGCCCCAUCUCCCCCUGGCCUGGACAAGUUGAAUUCCACAGAGCUUUCCCAGUGGUUCCCGGGAACCCCACCCACCCUCACCAUGGACCACAAAGAAAACCGGAUGGACCAAGAACUCUCCCUCACUGUGGUACUGCCCGGAGGAGUGGAAAAGAUGACAACAGUUCACGGCAGCAAACCCCUCAUGGACCUAUUAGUGACCCUUUGUGCAAAAUACCACCUGAAUCCAUCUGGGCAUACCCUGGAACUAGUCACCACCAACCGGAACAACAUCAAACUGAAGCCCAGCGCACUUAUAGGGACUUUGGACGCUGAAAAGGUGAUCAUCAAACCCAAAGGAGAGGACAAAAACAAGAAGACAGGCCCCCAGAUGCCCGAGGCAACCGUUCGCAUGGUGAUAAACUAUAAGCAGACACAGAAGACCAUACUGAGAGUGAACCCGCGCAUCCCGCUGGCUCAGCUCCUACCGGCCAUCUGUGAAAAAUGUGAAUUUGAAGUGGAGAGCACCGUUCUGCUGAAAGAUGUCAAAUCACUGGCCCCUCUGGACCUGUCGGCGUCUCUUAAUGAUUAUGCAAUAAGAGAGGUCUAUGCAAGAGACACUCGAGUGCCUGCCUCUCCGGUGUGUCCCGCCUCACCCGCUCAUUCAGGAUUGGUCACGCCAGGCAAAGAUAAAAAUCAGAAGGAAGAAGAAAAUAAAGGCCUCUUCAGCAUGUUCAGGAGGAGCAAGAAGAGCAAACCAGAGAAGGCUACUACUGCCAGUGCCCCGUCCUCCCCAGUGCUGCCCCAGAGCCGACCGCGUCCUCUCAGCAUGGCCUUACCCAGCACCAACUCCUCUCCGUUUGGAUCUGACAUGCCCAAGAAGAGACGCGCCCCCCAGCCCCCUAUCCUGGUGUCCCAACAGAGCUGCCCUUCCGACUUCAGCCCCAGACACAGGCUCUACUCUGAACCUUGUGCCAGGCUGGAGAGCACUGAUCAGACUCCUGUUCUAAGUCGUCAAUCCUCGACAGAUUCUUCACUGAAAAGGACCAAGAGGAAAGCUCCUCCGCCCCCCUCCUCCCCGAGCGUAGUAGCACCUGAAAUUUUCUCUCCAGACGAUCUGCAAGCUAGCGUACCUGUUACCACACUGGAGGAAAUAAGGGAGCAAGAGGAGACAAUUUCUCCCAUCUCUACAACCACCAGCACUGUCCAGGACGAAACUACCCAGAAUGCAUCUCCAGACAUUACACUGCAAACCCCGCCCACCGAGACUGCAAUCGAGACGUCUAUAGAAGAGAAUGGGGGAGACCUGUCCUCAGAUGGCAAUAACAGCCAACUGCACAACGAGAUGAACUCUUCUGAAAAUGCUACAGAGCUGGAAAAAGUGGAUUCUGAAGAUGUGACUAAACUGGCAGAUACAAGUGAGCCGUCUUGUGAGAGCAUCCAGGUCAACAGUGACACGCUCCCCAGCCCUGCCCGCCUACUGCCUCCUCCUCUGCUCCAAGAUGCAGAGACCCAGGCCUCCUCCCCUUCUCCUCCUCCUCCUACUUCUUCUCCUCCUCCUCCAUCUUCUUCUCCUCCUCCUCCUUCUUCUUUUCCUUCAUCUCUUCCUCCUCCUCCUCCUCCUCCACCCUGCGAGGACUCUGCACCCCCGGGAGAGCACGCUGUCACUGAGGCAGCCAGCCAACCGACCCUCAGCACCGCGACGCAAAUGACUGGAGAGGAUGCACAAGUUCAAACAGACUUGACUUCACAUCCUGUUCCUCUACAGCAACAUCCAGAUAACGUUCCAUCAAAUACCCCAUCUUCUCCCAGUCUGUCCGAAUCAGGGAAAAAAGACAUGGCCACAUUGACGGAUGACUUAGAAGUGACUUUAAACCUACCUGCAACGCCUUCUCCAUCUAAGGUACCUUCAUCUGAACUUGAAUCAAAACCCAAACCAUCUAACGAACUCACGCGAGACUAUAUCCCGAAAGUAGGGAUGACAACUUACACUAUAGUGCCUCAAAAAUCACUUGAAAAGUUGAGGUAUUUUGAAGUAGCCUUAACACUGGAAGCCCCACCUCCAAAUUCACAAGAAAACGUUACUUUGCAAACUGCGCAACAAACUGUACAGUCACAUAAGGUAGAUCAUGAGAAACGCAAUACUACUAGCGUUACCCCAAACACUGUAAAUGGGAGUAUCCAGGAGUCGGCAACAACAAACCAUGCACCACCUACAGCUACUACUUCUACGACAACUACUACUACAGAUUUGCAAGUAGGUUCACCGACAGAGGUCAAAGAAAUCAAAAUUCCACCCGCAACCAAGCCAAAACCAGGAUCUUUCCGCUUGCAACAGCACAAAAAAACACCUGGCUAUUAUGUAACAUCUGCUGCGGAGAAGAGUCAACUCAAUGCGAGCUCUACCAACCAAAAGCAAGAAAAAAAAGAGAGAGAAGCUCUGCCAUCCCCUCCUCUUUCUCCCUUGCAGUCUCCAGUGGAGCCAGUAGAGGGAGGCAACGUCACAACAAGUCCCAAACAGGAGCAUAAGGAACCAGCAAUAGUAAGGCAAAGCAGUGUCCAGCCAAAUUUGGGAUUAAGUUUAGAGAAGUUGAGGAGUUUUGCGGCACCAAGGCCCUACUCUCCGUCUACACCAUCCAAGUUUGCGCAAGCAGUGACCUCAGCGGUGAAGAGGAGUCAGUCCCUGUCCAUUACAACGCACUCGCCCAGGUCACCCACCCUCUCUCCAUCCUACUCCCCGACCCGCACCCCACCAUUUUCACCGGUCAAGAGGCAGCCUCCGCUCCUGAGGUCAAAGGAAAAGGUGGAUGAAGUUGAGGAGCAGAUAGAGAAGGUCUCCACAUCAGAUCAGGCACAGUCUGAUGCCCCUUUGAUCAGUGGCAUUGUUGAAGUGGAAGGAGUCACCAAUUUAUAGAGAUGCCUUAUCUUCGGACAGUAUGCCAGCUACUGUAAUACAAGAGACAAUAAUGAAAAAUGUAUUAUAAAAUAUAAUUAUAUUGUCUACACGUUUGUUUUUCUGUACUAGUAUGCACUGUAUAUAGCGUAUAAUUACUGUAUUUCUCACACUUUAUAAAGUGACCUUAAUUUGAACUGCAUCUUUAUAAUUAUUAUUGAUUGUAUUUUAGAUUAUUUGCAUUUAAUGCAUUAAAAUCUCCAUAUAAUGUUAAACUGUAACCCCAAAACAGUUGUUUAAAUUAUUCAUCUGAUUUACAGAGUUGUAAUUAUUUUUAACUUAAUUCUGGAAAUGUACUUUUCUGUCCAGUGCCUUCCUGGUCUUGCCUACAGGCACAUCUAUUCUUUAUGCCUUAAAUGCUAAAUGUAAAUAAAUGGAGAAGUUGAGUUACAGAUAAAUACACUGAUGUGGCAGUGCGCGUGUGUCUGACUGUACUGCUGUGAAUAAAGACUUCAUCAUUGUGC